Seminavis robusta is the source of this 537-nucleotide messenger RNA. The record is from the annotation of a GenBank genome assembly. NCBI's taxonomy places the organism in Eukaryota, Bacillariophyta, Bacillariophyceae, Naviculales, Naviculaceae.
AUGAAGAUCACCAUGCCGAGCAAGCGUCCAGCUUUUGGGGACACCCAAAACUAUUCGAGCAGCGACUUGCAUGUCACUAUGAUGGAUGUGCCCAAGAAGACUCCGGUUCUUUCUUGCCUUGCCUGGAGGCUCAAGCCUCUCAAGCCAGCCUCUCAGAGGAGGCUUCAGGAUGGAGUGGAGCUGGCCGUCGAAGACUUGGCAAACAAUCGAGAUGUGACAAUCUUUGUGACUCUCCCGGGCUUUGUCUAUUGGCCAAAGGAAAUGUUUGUUGAUUUCGUUGGCUACUGCCAAUUCCGUGGAGACGUGGAGCGCCUUUGCACUGCAAUUUCCGAUUGUAUUGUCCUGCUCACGACCACCGGCACUGUUGUCACCAUCCGCAUCUACGGAAAUGACAAAGCAAUGACUGCCACCAAGGAAGACCAGAAUGAGUCUUUCGAUUCCUUUGAAGAGGAGGAAGGCCUCACUCAAGACAUUCUGCCCGCUUUGAAGAUGACUCCCAAGAAGAAGCCCGCCAGCAAGAAGCGUGGGCUCAACUGA